This is a messenger RNA of Rubroshorea leprosula, 632 nucleotides long. The record is from the annotation of a GenBank genome assembly. NCBI's taxonomy places the organism in Eukaryota, Viridiplantae, Streptophyta, Magnoliopsida, Malvales, Dipterocarpaceae.
AAAUCAGAAGAAAAUCGCCGAAAAGAAGGCAUUUGCAACUAGAAAAUCAGAAAGGGAGAAAGAAUGGCGUUGCAAUGGAUGAUACUGACGUAUGUGGUGGCAGCCGAGGCCGCUCUGGCGAUCCUCGUCACUCUUCCGUCGCCGAAACUCGUCAAGAAGCGUUUGGUCUCUCUUGUCUCUGUUCUCCUCCAGCCUGCCCUCUUCGUCGUCCCCUUUGCAGGAUUCCAGAUUUUAGAUAUCUACUGGAAGAAUGAGCAUCGCAUGAAGUGUACUUCUGAGAUCUGCACUGCUGCUGAGAGAGAUCGUUUCGAGAAAGCUAUCUUCAAAGCUGAAAGAAAUGUGAUCUUGUGUGCAACUGCCUGCCUUCUUUACUGGUGCAUCUACCGCAUUUGUAAGUAUAACAAGGAGCUUGAGAGUUUAGAGGAAGUGGAGAAGAGAUACAAGGAUGAGUAGUUUUUCUGACUUCUGAAUCGGAUAACGACAAUAGAGCUGGUUUUGUUUUUCUAAUUUAUUUUUUUUAAUCUUGAUAAACACUCUCUCUGUCUUAUGUUGGGAAUAUUGUAAACAAAAUUUAAUUGCAAUGUUUACUUUGACUUUUGUUUUGAAUGUUAAACUUCCCCUUCCAAUUUUAU